AAGGCACGCGGCUGCGACCCGCUUUGGGCCACCUGGUCGCCGUCACGCUGAUCGUGCUCCAAGCACCCUCCGCUUUUUCGCCUCAGUGGCCUCUGUCACGACCUCUCCCGUUGAUGUGGAAAUCGAUCCGCAUGCGUAUUGCCGUCGGGUAUGGUCAGAAUAACACUUGUACCUGAUUCGGUCUUUUCCCGAUGCUUCAGAUUCGCUCGCCGCGAGCAGAGGAUCUCCAAGCAGCGCCCGUUGUGGAUCGGGAGUCGUGGCGAUUGGUUUGAGACUCCGCUGUGCAUAGCAAUCGCAAGCGGACUCCUCAUCAUAUUGCGAAGGCCCUUCACAUCAUCGGCAGGUACAAAGGGACCGCAGCGCCGUCGCGUCGCCCUCGGAGUCUUGUUGCUGGUCACGAUUGACAAUCGUGACUGCUUCUCGAAGAAGAAAAGCAUCUUCUCCAUGGCUCGAGUCGCCUGUGCUUCUGCGCGCAGACUAGAUGAUAUCUCUCCCAGCUCUUCCGCGCUUCCGGGGCGCUGAUUGGAGCAGCCGUCACCAUGCACGUCGUCGCAUCCCCUCUUUCGCCUUUAGCUACUCGUGACUCUUGACUCGACGCAGAGACUUGUUCACGUGAUCGAGCACCGUCGGUUCAGCAUCGCGAGGAAAGUCUUGAGUGGCAUGUU
Messenger RNA from Ceraceosorus guamensis, 665 nucleotides. RefSeq lists its product as hypothetical. The record is from RefSeq and is a predicted model, not a curated record. Lineage: Eukaryota; Fungi; Basidiomycota; Exobasidiomycetes; Ceraceosorales; Ceraceosoraceae. The coding region runs from base 151 to 522 and encodes 123 amino acids. The transcript has a single exon.